AUGUCAGAAUGCGCCGCAUUACCGCCCGCCGCCGCUUCUGCUUCCACCUCCCCCGCCGCCUCGAGAUUUCCGGGGGAGCGCGCCUCUCCCGGCAGCGGCGCGUCGCCCGGCGGCGACGCGGCGGCGGUCGAACCGCAGCGCGCCUCAGCUGGCGGCGCCGCCUCAGCAGACUGCGCCGCCUCUCCUGGCGGCGACGCGGCGCCUGGCGGCGAGAGGCAUCUUUUCUGCUUCGGGCUGGGAUACGUGGCAGUGGCACUGUCGAGUGUGCUUCUAUCUAAAGGCUGGCGCGUGUCAGGCACGUGCAGGAGCCAGGAGGAUUGGCAUCGAUUGUGUCACAUGGGCUUACAAGCACACCUGCUGGAGGACCAUGGCACUGACAGCACCGUGUGUCUCCCCCAGGCCGCUCUCUCCGCCCUCCACUCGGCCACUCACGUACUCGUCUCCAUCCCCCCUCUCCUCUCUCCUCGCCCCUCAUCCCCACAACACGUUGAUGUGGUGCUUUCCUCCUGUUGCCAGCACCUGAUGCAAUCUGCCAGGCAUCGGCUCAGGUGGAUCGGGUAUCUGUCGUCCACAGGCGUCUAUGGUGACUGGGACGGCCAAUGGGUGGAUGAGGACUCCCCUCCGCGCCCGCUCACCCCGAAGGCCGUUGCUCGCUACGCCGCCGAGAGGGAGUGGCUGGCCUUCCAGGCACAACUCGGGGAGGUGGUAUCUGAUGCACACCAGCCGGACAAGGAGGGCAGGAGUCAUGUGGAGCGGAACCAGGGCGAGGGCUCUGUUGUUGCUGUCCGCAUAUUCCGGCUCGGGGGGAUUUAUGGGCCCUUUCGCAGUGCUCUGGAUACAGCAGCAGUAGAGAUGGCUUUUGAGUCGACUCAAAAGUCACCUCUGGAUACAGCAGCAGCAGCAGAGAUGGGAGCAGGAGAAGCACAGUCAUCAGUGUCAGCUGCAAUGCUUGAUUCAACGAGAAGCAGGCGAGGGGAGAGCAGCUGUGAAAAGGGCAACCUCAGCAGUGAAGCGCCCAGUGGCAACUGGGGUAGCAACAGCGAUCGGGGCAGCAGCAACCAUAAGGGUGAUAGUGGCAGCAAAAGGGAUGAGAGCAGCACCAAUCGCGAGCGCAGGCAGAGGAAGCGGUUCACGUCGCGGUGCCACGUGGCAGACAUCUGCGCUGCGAUUGGUGCCAGCAUGGACGGCCGUGGCAGCAGUGCAAUCAUCAACAUUGGAGAUGACGAUCCGUCGCCUCUCCCUCUCCCUCUCCCUCUCCCUCUCCCUCUCCCUCUCCCUCUCCCUCUCCCUCUCCCUCCCCCCUGCCCUUUCCAUCCCCUUGCUUCACUCCCCCUUUCCCCUCCCCAUCCGGUCUCCCUCCCCCAGUGCAAUCAUCAACAUUGUCGAUGA
Molecule: messenger RNA, 1389 nt
Organism: Closterium sp. Naga37s-1
Lineage: Eukaryota; Viridiplantae; Streptophyta; Zygnematophyceae; Desmidiales; Closteriaceae
Source: the annotation of a GenBank genome assembly